Molecule: messenger RNA, 3200 nt
Organism: Dendronephthya gigantea
Lineage: Eukaryota; Metazoa; Cnidaria; Anthozoa; Malacalcyonacea; Nephtheidae
Product: flocculation protein FLO11-like
Exons: 8
Coding region: 417-3200 (927 amino acids)
Source: RefSeq, a predicted model, not a curated record
UAAAGAGCGGUCGACACACGAACGAAUAUUAUGGCAUAAUAUCAACAAGGGGGAAAUUAUGACUGUCUUUUCGAAUUACCAUGGCGAUUUUCAAAACAUUGCGCUUCCAACAUGCACUGUAUGCAUAUUAAACAGUUUACACUUUCGUGAUCAGAGACAAAGGCAUUGAAUUAAAUAAACCCUGAGAUUAAUGUUUACUUGUACAAAUUCCUUCGGAUUUAUUUGAUCAUGUAAUAUCAAGAUGACCAAAUCGUUCGCUAAACAUGUUGAUCGAAGCGAAUACUGAGUAUCGGUCAAGGUUUAGUCAUGGCGAAAGCUUUAAAGGAACGAGGAUAUACGAGUUUUUAAAUAUGGACAAUGAUUCGCUUCGGGUUCAUGAGACGGCGUUUGUACUGGUUUGAUGUUGUGGUUAUAAGAUGCAACUUUGGACAUUCGGAUUAAUUUCAUGUCUACUUCUGUGUACAUGGUUCUCUCUACCAGUCGUAAUAGCUUACCCAGAUGCAGAUGAACAAGACGAGUUAGAUGAUGUAGAUGACCAUGAGGAACUUUAUGAGGAUUGUCAUUUACUUAGGAAAAGGGAAUGUUGGAAGAGGACAGGGAACCACUAUGAUUGCACGACGACACGGUAUCCUUGUUCAAAUGGAUGUCACUUAUAUGACCGCACUACUGUUACUUCGUCUUCUCACGGCUAUAUAUUCAAGACAGUGUACCUUUGCCCAACUUCCACCGUCAGCCAAUCAAAGAUAACCAGCAGUAUUUUUAGUCAGUUCCUUCCCACCGAUGGUAAAAUGAAUACCAAAAUUGAUGAUGUGAAAUUGAAGACCAAAUUCACUAUAACACCAAGUAUUGUUGGCCCAAGCGUGGUUAUAGACGGUGAUUCAGAAGGAAAAUUGAGCUCUCCAAUUACGACUUCUGUUCUUUCGAAACUACCAAGGUUUUCUGGUGAAGCCAUCUCAUCAACGCCGCCAGCUACCCUGAGUCCGUCGAUAAUAACACAAUCGAAAGCAUCUUCUUUAACCCAUGAUGAUAAUGAAGAUAAUGUUGGUGAUGAUGGUGAGGAUGGUGAGGAUGGUGACGAUCGUGAUGGUGACGAUGGUGACGAUGGUGAGAGUGAUGAUGGUGAUGGUGAUGAUGAUGGUCGUGAUGGUGAUGAUCAUAUUUGUGAUGAUGAUCAUAGUGGUGAUGAGAAAGAUGAGGAUGACACAAGAAAACCUGAACGUCGAUUAAAGUCGUAUGAAGGAGCUUCACGUAAACAAAGUGUCAUCUGCCAAACUUCGUCUUCUUUUCAAAGUGCCACGAUGCAAAAACGGCCGUCCAGGACCAAGUCUAUGGCAACAAAGAUAAUGAAGUGGAAUUCAUCCGACAAACAAACAAUGAGCAGUACACCAUCUAGUAUGAUCACCAGAACUAUGACCAUCCAACCAGGACAGCCACGAAAUUCAUUUUACAGCGUUUUUUCACGCAGUAUUUCUUCCCAAAGCAUUUCACCAACCACACGUUCGCCGCUACCUAAACUAAGAACGUCUACAAACAUCCAGAAACCAGAUGGAACAAAAAACUCAAGAGAUAUCUCAUUUCUGUCCACUCCUGUUUUGAUGACCUCGAUUUUUACCACGAUGAAAAUUUCAUCAAUGCUCUCAGCUGUACCAAGUUCGACAUCAAGAAAACAAUCAAAAGCACUUUCUUCAAGCGAUGGUAAAAGAAACGAUGGCGAUGAUAUGUCGACGUCCGCAACAUUCAAUACAUCCACACGGAUUCUAGCCCGAACGACUCAUACCACCAUAAUGUCAACGGAAGCACCGUCUUUAUCCACUUCAAUUCCAACGUCAGGUGGUUCCUCAUUUAAAACUAUCGCAACUCCUCCACUCUCGUCAACAAUGAGCUCGAAAUUGAGUGAAAAUACCAUGUCAUCUUCUUUCUUACCUUCAUUCACCAGUAAAUAUUCGUCGACUCCUCCGUUAUUUUCAUCAAUAAGUUCAACAUCAAGUGGAAAUGUUAUACCAUCCACAUCCUCAUCUUUCGGGCAAAGUCCUUCAAAAUCUUCAUCAUCAUCGCCAGGGAACUCAAGUGGGAAUAUUGCAUCAUCUCCGUCUCUUUCUUCAUUCAAAGUGAACUACUCGGCAAUAUCAACAGAGAGUAGUAUUGCACCAACCUCUUCUUCAUCUUCAUUACAAACAUUCACGAGUUCAACUGGGAAUGCUACAUCAGAAUCAACAAGGAUUAUAACCCCAACUCCUACCUUAUCCACAAUGUCCGAAAAUUACUCCGUAAUCAAUGCAACUGUGAUUGUUGUAUUCUUAAAUAAAACCCAGGAAGUGCCAACAUCCAUCACACCAACAAGAUCGAUACUUCUCGCCGUAUCAAGUUCAGUUGCAAAAAGAGAACAUACAGUGUACUGCCGUGGUGGUUCAACUGGGGAAAAAUUUGAAAAGGGAACUCUAGAAUGGGACAAGACUCCAGUAGGUGACAGAGCGAAGGCUUCCUGCAAAUACAACCGGAAUAAUAAUACAGCGAUAGCUUACAGAUAUUGUAUGAUGAAUACGACAACUAUGGCACAAUACUGGGGUGAAGUGCAUGAUGAAAAUUGCUCUGCACUUGAAAAAAAUACAACAAUGAAAGAACUAAAUACGGUGGAGAUAACAGAAGAAAAUGAAAGCACGAUGGCCGUUUUGAUAGAUUAUAUCACGGCAACUUCGAAUGCUACAGUUGAUUUUGUCAAAGAUGGAGCAAAUUUUCUAGAGAAACUGAUAGAUGGAGCAACGCAUUUGUCAAAAAUCAGAAAAGAUGUUUUAAGUUCCAUCAGUAAUGUGAUGAAUGCAGAUCCAGCAGUUCUUGCUGAGGCGAACAAGGAACACCAGUCGACAACAAAAAUUUUGAAAAAAAUGGGGAAGUUGAUGGACGACAUGAGCCUUAGUGGACAAAAACGCGUUCGUGAAAAAUUAAGAAACUUAGUCGCUGAAGCAUGGGAUGUCGCAAACAAAUCAGAAGAUCUGAAGUUCGUAACCAAUUCCACAGAUGACUUUAAAAGAAGUUUGGUGUCUGUCACUUUGCCUACCACACUCCUCCAACGUUACACGGAAAAGACACGAAUUACCUUCAUAAAUUUCAUGAACGAUAAUCUUUUUCCUCAAAAUACAGAUCACACGAAGAAAUUUAUCAACAGUAAGAUCGUUUUCCAUCGCCAGUGUGUAAAGGUAUGA